Xenia sp. Carnegie-2017 is the source of this 1677-nucleotide messenger RNA. Its product is annotated as vesicular glutamate transporter 1-like. The coding region runs from base 829 to 1677 and encodes 282 amino acids. Gene Ontology annotation, molecular function: transmembrane transporter activity. The transcript has 8 exons. NCBI's taxonomy places the organism in Eukaryota, Metazoa, Cnidaria, Anthozoa, Malacalcyonacea, Xeniidae. Gene Ontology annotation, biological process: monoatomic anion transport; transmembrane transport. The record is from RefSeq and is a predicted model, not a curated record.
AAUUGAAAUUAAAAGACAAUAUUGAAAAGUGUUCUAUUGAUUCAUCUGUAAUUUCUUCGUUUCUUCGGCAUCAAUUUCUUCCUUCACUUAAAGCUUACGUCAGCGAAAAAUAUCCUCGUCUGUAUCGAUAUUAUAAUGUAAAUCUUUAAUAAACUGUAUCCUGCUGCGAUUGUUGUCAACAAGAAAGACAUCGCAGUAAGUAGAGUUUAAAAGAUUUGGUUGAUUUUCUCAAUUCGAAAGGCAUUUUAUGUCUAUUAGAAAGCGUCGAUCCCACUUCUAGUUUCAUUAAGUAUCGUAGCCUCUUCAAUGACUGCAUGAACAUAAAUCGGUAGAAUCAUAAUAUCAUAUCCAGAAAUCAGGUUGAUCUCGUAUGGUAAGAUGAUAACAAUGUAUGACAAUCUACAAAAAGUUAUGUACUUCGCUAAGUCCUGCGCAUCUAAAAUAUUUUCAAUUUGAGUUUAACAUUGAGCAGUUGAUCAAGAAUGAAUUCUGAAGGGAUAUUGAGUAGGAAAACCAAAAUGACUUAACGAAGCUUCUCACAGAGGAAUCUUACGAACCAUCGAAAAACUUCAUGAUAAAAUGGGUAGAUUUUAUGUCCACAAUCGGAUGGCAAGGCAAACCACGAUGAAGAAAUUGAACUUUGUGAAAUAAGUGACGGAGAAGCGACAACGCAAACUAGGAUAUCAAGACCAGUCACUGGGAUACGGAUAUUGCAAGAAAUCCCUAAACGUUUCAUAAUUUUAGUUAUGAUUGCACUGGCUAAUUUCAACAUGUAUUGCAUAAGGAUGUGUGUGAACGUGACCAUUGUAGCAAUGACGCACGGAGAAGAUGACCAUGCAGCAUAUCACAAAUGUCACGUUCAUAAAGAGACGAGGUACAAUUCUGGCGUCCCUUUACUGGAGCUAUACUGCUCUUCAAAUACCGGCAGGAUUGCUUUGUACAAAGUAUGGCAGUUCAUUUCUACUUGGUAUUGCAAUUUUUGGCUCCUCGGUUCUUACGCUUUUCACACCACUGAUCGUUAGGGCGAACGUCAGUGCCUUCAUAGUACUACGGGUACUGGAAGGUGCAUUCUUGGGUUUGGUGGCGAGUUCAGGCAUUGAUUUAAUAAGCAAAUGGUCACCUAUUUACGAAAGGAGUAUUUUCGUCACCGUUUCAUAUGCAGGAGCUCAAGGAGUCCUCUGGUAUUUAUGUUGGCUGUAUCUGGGGGUGGAACAACCAGCCGAUCAUCCUACUAUAUCUCGGUCUGAGAUACAAAAGAUUGGAAAACACUGGACAACUAAAUUGAAAUUUCGUGAAAUUCCAUGGAGAUAUAUGCUCACAUCGAUAAGAGUUUGGGCGAUCAUACUUCCCGUCUUUAUGGAUUGUUGGUGUUUCUACACAUUUAUGCUUUCACUUCCAAGCUAUCUCAGUGAUGUUCAUAAACUAGAUAUAACAACGAUUGGUUUCACUAGUUCCAUUCCUUAUGUAGUAGCAGGACUACUCACACCUGCAUGGGGAUUUUUCAUAGAUAUGUUGAGAAAACGAAAAUAUUUAAGCACAACAAAUGCCAGAAAACUCUCUUAUUUGUUUGGUGCUGGAAUAGGUGGAGUCUUUAUCUUUGCCAUGGUUUAUGCAUCUAAUGCCUCAACUGCUAUUGUCAUAGCAACCAUAGCAAUUACAGUAUCAAACUUUAGCUAA